Messenger RNA from Mercenaria mercenaria, 1861 nucleotides. Its product is annotated as cysteine-rich protein 2-binding protein-like. NCBI's taxonomy places the organism in Eukaryota, Metazoa, Mollusca, Bivalvia, Venerida, Veneridae. The annotation marks the transcript as partial. The transcript is spliced from 11 exons. The record is from RefSeq and is a predicted model, not a curated record.
GCGGUACCAGCGGGGACGAGUACACCUAUUAUCAAACCAGCUGUAAGAAGAAAGAGAUUUCUCCGACCACAAAAGAUGCUCCUAAAGAACGUCUGAGAAGUAGAAGGGGUAAAACAUCUAUAGAGGCAGCUAUGGGACUUAAAACUAAAAGAUCAACUUUGACAGUGAAUCUGGAACUUUACUGAUGGAUGGCACGACAAGUGGACCUGUUACAUCCAGUUGGUCAAUGGUAUCCUCAAGGUCUUUGUCAUUAGUUGACUGAAGUGAUAAAGACAGCAAUACCUCACAGAGUAGCUACCUAACAGAGAAAGAUCUCCAGUUUCAAGCCACAGUAUCAAACUUGCUGUUGUCUGAUGAUGCAGCAGCUCGUGAUGCUGAUGAAAGUGACAUUGAGGUUGACCCGGGAACCAUUACACCUCCUGGUUCCCCUUUCAGAAUGGAAGAAUCUCCAACGGUACAGGAAAUGCUGUCUGCCAUAGAUAAUUAUCAACACAGUUAUUUUGCUUGUAGACAUGAUAAAUUGCAUCACAUUGAUAUUCGUCAAUUAGCGUAGAUUUGACAGUGCACAUUUUUCCAAUAUUGAUGGCUGUACCAUGGUGUCAGCUUGAGCUUUGACAAGUGCUUCAAAGGAUACAUCAUGACCAAAGCUAUUGAAGUUACUUUAAUCCCAGAACAGAACAUUACUGACUGAUAGGGAAAAUAUUACUUGCAGGGAAAAAGGGACCCAGCUAAAUUUUCAUGAGAAGACUGGAAGCUACACAAUAAUGCUUCAAAAAAUUGAUCAAUGUUCAGUGAACCAAGGCAGAAAUACCAAAGAUUCUUAUCGUAGAGGUUGGAAAAUGAUUGGAAAUUAUGUAGUAUUCAUAUGCAGUUUCAGCAUUUUCCAUUUUUUAUGGAAAACCAUGCUUGUUCAGCUAUAAUGCAUCCAGGUACAGGUACCGGUAAUGUGGAAUUGCCAAAAGAGAAUACAUAAUCACAUGGCAAUUGCUGAGUGUCAUUACUGGUCCACUACCUAAAGCCAGAUAUACGAAAGAGAUGACUUGAAAGAUUAAGCUUGCUUCUGAUGAGUGUAGUUACCUUGACAGCAGUAACCUUGACAACAGUUGUCAAGGAAGUACUUCCAUGGAUACCAGUAAUCCGGACAGUCUGUACAGCAGCAGUAACCAGGCAAACUUUUCAUUCUUUAGAAAUAUUGACAGCAACACAAGUCAAGGUGAGAUUGAUACAGUCAGAUCUGUAGUGAAUUCUGAAAGUGACAGUGUAUCUUCCUCAUCAUCCGAGGUAGAAGAUUCACAGUUGGAUGGAGAUACAGGAGAAAAACGUGAACGCAGAAGAAAGAGGAAACUUGAGACAGAGGAACAACCAACAGCUGUGGUACUUUCUAAAUUCCAAUAUCAGUUGAUGAGUACAUUUGAAGAAAGGCUGUUGCUGAAGAAAUUGGAAGCAGCAUCUGAGACCUGUAGAUUACCUCCACACCUCAACAGGCUGAAAAGAAAACUCAAGGUCAGACAGUUGAAGCGAGAACACGGUGUUCCCCAGUUUGAUUUGGAUGCAGAAAUGAACAAAUUGUCACAGAGAUGCUUUGGUUUAAUCAUGGAAAGGCUCAUCAACAAUCCUGGAAAUUAUUACCAUGGUGAUAUGAGAAUUCUGGACAAAUUUCAGACAAAUGUAAGCAACUUUUCAAGAGCACAGCUACAUCAGCAACCUUCAUUCCUUAACAGACUUGUUGGAUAUGAGGAUGAUCAACUACAUACUGUGUGUAGUCCUUACACAGCCAGUCAGAUGGAUAGUCUUGACACAGUUAAGAGAGUGUUGAGUGUAGUCCUUACACAGCAAGAUAUUACACAGUACAAUGAGUGUU